Molecule: messenger RNA, 971 nt
Organism: Cylicocyclus nassatus
Lineage: Eukaryota; Metazoa; Nematoda; Chromadorea; Rhabditida; Strongylidae
Source: the annotation of a GenBank genome assembly
CUUUAUUGCAGGGUACAAAAUGCUUAUUUAUGGGCUGUUGUUGACGUUGCUGGCCUCCACAGCAUCCGGUUACUAUAUUAACAUCGAUGCAAAUGAGGAGCAAUGUUUUUUUGAUCGAGUCAUCUCAGCCACAAAAAUUGGUUUGAUGUUUGAAGUGGCAGAAGGAGGAUUUCUCGACAUCGAUGUGAAGAUAACCGGCCCAGACAACAAAAUAAUCUACAAAGGAGAACGAGAAUCCUCUGGCAAAUAUACAUUUGCGGCACACAUGGAUGGCGUGUAUACUUAUUGUUUUGGAAACAAAAUGAGUACGAUGACGCCCAAGGCUGUAAUGUUCACCAUCGAGAUCGUCGAACCGCAACAACAACAGCAACAAGGCGCUGCUCAGAAUCAGGACGCAGCCGACAAUCAGAAACUCGAAGAAAUGGUCCGUGAACUCUCCACUGCACUUAUGUCAGUCAAACACGAGCAAGAGUACAUGGAAGUCCGAGAACGGGUUCAUCGAUCGAUUAACGAGAAUACGAACAGCCGUGUUGUGCUGUGGGCUGUGUUUGAAGCACUUGUUCUCGUCUCUAUGACAGUUGGACAAAUAUGGUAUUUGAAACGAUUCUUCGAAGUGCGUACUGUUGUCUAAAUGAACAAAUGCAAGUGUUAGACAAGCUUCAGCUUUUGUCCACUUCUCGUCUUCCUUCGAGUAUUUAUUUUUUCGGUUUACCGAAACCGUUGCCUUAUUUGAUGUAAUAGUGUGUUUAUGUACUCAUGUGUAGAGAUAUAUUGGCUCUCGCAAUUUUUUUCUCAUGGUUGCCGUCUCUUAAAAUCACUAAAUUACAUUUUUGCUUCUUGGGUUCUUUUCGGUAUGUAUCAGAAUGUCUAAUUAAGAUAUGAUUUUUGUUUGAAGUACGAGUUCUGUAUAUUUAACGUUACUGUGAUGUUACAGUGUAAUAUUGUUUCUGUUGAAGUAAAUUUUAUCUCGG